Benincasa hispida (wax gourd) is the source of this 826-nucleotide messenger RNA. RefSeq lists its product as uncharacterized. The record is from RefSeq and is a predicted model, not a curated record. NCBI's taxonomy places the organism in Eukaryota, Viridiplantae, Streptophyta, Magnoliopsida, Cucurbitales, Cucurbitaceae.
UGUCAAUUUUAAAAAAAAAAAAAAAAAGAAAAGCAAAAAAACUUUCUUUAAUCAUUUGAAUUUUUUGGGAACUCGAUGCCCUCCCCCUCACUAACCAAAAUUAAACUUUAUAUUUUUAAACAAGUAUAUAUCCAACCGACCCUAAUUAAAUUGUACUUUAAUCAUUAUAUAUAUUGAAGAAAAAAGGAAAUAUUAUAUAUAUAUAUAUUUGUCUGGUGAUGGUUUUAGUUCAUGCAUUAAAUAGCUCCAUAUUUUCUAAAUCUUUGCCGGAAACCGAGAAGAAAGCCACAAUGCAGGAGAACAGAUACGAUGGUGGACACGAACAAGGCGGCGGUGGCGGUGGCGGAUGCGGCGGCGAAUGUUACUUCGUUUUCAUGAACUAUGAUCCUGAAUAUGAACGUCUUCGGGCUGAUCGAUCUGGGGAAGGGGUAGAUGAGCUUGAUCUGUAUCUGAGUAGAAAACACGAUGAGAUUCUGGGGAGGUGGUUGGAGCCCGGAAGUUACAGAAAAAUUUCGUCUUUUCUCAUCGUUGACGGGUUUUCGGUCGAGAUUACCGAAGAUCAGGCAAAUGUGCUUAGAUGUGCAGAGGGAGUGAGGGUGGUGGAGAAGAAUCAAGACCAGCCUCUCAUUAAUGGAACAUCAAGGGAAGAAGGUGACUAAAACACAAGGGAAAAGAAAAUUAGAGAAUUAUAUUUGGAAUUUUCUAAAUCAAAUCUUGUAUCGUUAACAACUUCGAGGUUAAAGGUUCGUAAUCUCCACCAUAUUUGAAGAAUUAAAUAGAUUUGUCUUGUUAGUUCAUGAAAAUAAAGUUUCUUAAAUCAAUCACA